AUGAGGACCCUGCAGAAUUUGGUACUCGUUCUCAUUCCUCUCCUGUUUCUCUUGGCGCCUACGCACUCCACUGAGCCCAUUCCGCAAGCUGCUGAUGCCGAUACAGUCGUAAACGCCGACACCUCCAAGAGCAUCCGACUGGACGCCAACUUACUCAUUCCCGACGGCGGAGAGCUGCUACUCAACAUCCAAGUGCCUCAUGAGCCAAUUCAGAUCCGGCCCAAGGGACCUGCAAAGGUCUUGCGAGUAUUUUCCGAUCAUGUCGACGGGAAAUGUGGAGAGGGCGAAGCUAUCAACAUUUUUGUAAAAUAUACCAGCUCCGUGAAACUUUCGGGUUCCGGCUCCCCUUCCAUAAUUCUCAAGACGGGAUGCCACGCUACUUCGUGCUAUGUCAAGGAAAUUCAGCGACUGAGGUGUAUGGCGACCAAGGGGAAAUUUGCAGUAGGAUUUGGAAGCCAGAAAGUGGGGAAUAUCCCCUGGGACGCCUCAACGAAAGUGUUCGCUGAGUAUUUGCAGAGAAUGAAUCGCAUCAACAAAGUGAGCGUCAAAUACAGCAUCGACGAGGAUCGAGCGUGUACGUUCUUCGGGAACAAUAUUACGAUAACAUUCGAGUCCAUGAAUAUUGCAGGAACGGAUGGAGAUUUGAUAGAAAUGACGGGAGAUGCCACUAACGCAGUGGGGGACGGUGCCGUGCUGGGUCAUGUCAUGUAUCCGCCCUCUGUGACGUCCACAGCGUGGGAGAUACGGAAAGGUGUACUUGUACCGGACCGGAAAGCGCUUUUUGUAGCGCAAACAGCUCCGGAUACGCUCAAGUUCGGGUAUACGAUACAGAAAGGAGAUAACACGACGAGACUGGAGUAUGCUAACAGUGAUUCGCUUGCGCUAUCGCUUCGAGCGAAUGGUGGUGUGAGGAUUGUAAAUGACGAUGGCACAAACACAAUUGCUAAUACUAUCCUGCCACCUCCGGGUUUUGCAGGCGAUUGGGAACGAGGAAUUGGCACAAGUUUGUCGAAAAGUAGCGCACUGGAGAUCGACGUGACGCCUCCAUACGUGGAAAUAGUGACUUCUCCUCACGAAGAUGGAACUUUUGGCAUUGGAGAGGAGAUUUUAGUUCAUGUUCAUUUCUCCCAGCCGAUCGUGGUGACUGGUUUGCCUACUGUUGUUCUGGAGACGGGUGCAGUGGAUCGAAUUAUUCCGUUUAGUCAAGUGCUAGCAGGAAACAUUGCAGAGUUCAAGUACAUUGUUCAGUCCAUGGAUACAUCGCCAGAUCUCACGUAUACGGGUACGACGGCGUUGCAGCUAAACGGUGGAUCGAUUAAAAGGAGGUCAACGACACCCACUACUAACGCUGUGUUGAAGCUUCCUUUUAACGGAGAAACGGGAAGCCUGUCAGUCAAUAAAAACAUGGUCAUCGACACUACAAGACCAAAGAUUCUGAGCGUCACGACAGCCGCAAAAGACGGAUUAUACACGGCUGGAGAUGUGAUCCCAGUGAUCGUCACCUUCGACAUGCCUGUUGUAGUGACUGGAUCGCCUCACUUACUGCUAAGCACAAGCUCCGUUGACCUGUUUCCUGGUCAGUUCGUGCUGGAGGCGCCGACGUUUACGUCUAACGAGACCGUCGUCUUUCCCUCGUAUUCUCUUGGACUCUCAGCACAGUCAAGCAAGGGACUCCAAUUCAAAGUUGAAGGCCAGAUUUUGACCGUCGAUUCGGUUCUUAAAGAUGAAGUGACAAUGGUGGAAACAUACACAGGGACGAAGGUUGUACCAGCUGCUCUGUCACUAAGAGCCAAUGUGCCGAUCUACACUCCAGGCUUCCGACCCGCCAAGUACUCGAGUGGAAGUGGAAUGAAGACGCUUACGUUCGUGUACACAGUUCAAAUUGGAGACGUAUCAGCUCGUCUAGCUUACAUCUCCACCACGGCUUUGCAGCUAGGAUCCGGAUCUAUUAGGCGACUAUCUACAUCGCCAUUUACGAACGCUGUUCUAACUCUAGCUACGCCCGGAACCACUGGAAGUCUUAGCGCCAGUGCAGCUCUCGUCAUUAAUACUGAUGCUCCCCAUGUCACUCAAGUGAAGCCAAUCACGCGCGACGGAGUGUACAAAGCUGGCGAUGAAAUCUAUUUCGAAGUGGUUUUUAACUUACCUGUCGUGGUUUCCCCCGUACCCUCUCUUUUGACCAAUAUCGCCACCGCAGGAGUCGAACGACUGGCGGUUUAUUCGGGUGGAAGUGGCACAACGUCGCUGAAAUUCAAGUUUGACUGUCUGAAAGAUGACCAAGCGACGGUAUUAGAUGUCAAAAAUGUAAACUCUUUACGAGCAGCUUAUGGUUCGAGUUUGGGUUGGAUUCGACGGAAAGCUGCAGCUCCCAUGCUACCUGCAAUACUGGAUCUACCUGGAGCAGGACUCUCAUCGAAGGGUAUUUCAGUCAACCAAGGCUGUGAAGUGGUGGCGGAUGUUUCUACUUCCCACGAAGAAGGAACGUUUGGAGCUGGCGAAUCGAUUGAUCUCUUAGUAAAAUAUUCUGCCUCUGUGAGUGUCGAUACCACAGGUGGCAUACCAACAUUGGUAACUUCCACUGGGAAGCAUGCAGUGUAUCAGUCUGGAACAGGAACCAAGACUUUGGUAUUCAACUAUGUUGUCCAACACUCAGAUAUUUCGGGUCAAUUUUUGUAUCCGGAUAUAUAUUCUCUCAGAACCAAUGGUGCGGUUAUCAAAGGUGUGGUCAGCUCUGCACUCUCGUCGACCCUCUUACCGCUAUCGCAGCUGAGUCAACUCAAGAUUAAGGACAAUUUAUUUAUCCAAACUUCGCCCCCAGUUGUGACGGAAGUAUCGACACGAUUCCAAGACCAAGUGAUCACUGUUGGAGACUCAAUUAUCGUCUUUGUGAACUUCAAUUACCCAAUCUAUGUACCUCCGCUAUCGGUGGGCGCUGGAGCUCCAACGUUGCUGUUGAACCUUGGAAUGGGCGACGGUAUCGCAUCUUCUUACGUUGCAGCUGAGGACGACGCAGUUUAUUUCUCGUUCACAGUAGCAGCUAGCCAAUCCGCCAGUAAACUCUCGUAUUUCGGCAGAACUGCACUUAAAUGUUCAGGUGGGGACGGUUUAAACAAAGAUUCAGGACAGAACGCUGGACCGCCGACUGCUGUUUUAUUCGGAGACGUUUUCGUUGCGAGUUGGGCUGAAAUGUCGUCAAGCAUGAAUACUCGACAGCUUCGCGUGAAAUCCUUCGACUUGCAGCAACUUCCGCCGCUUUCGAGCUUUGAAGACGGCGGCGAAGUGUCGUCUGUUGUGAAUUUUGCCUCCACAAUGGACGCAAGUGCUCCAGAACUGGUGAUAUUCGCGUCAAAACUCUAUUUAGUCUGGGUCGAAGCCAGCAGUGCUACCAGUAAUCCGACCCAGAUCCGCGUGGCUACUCUUUCCAGUCGCUCCAGUCUGAACUCACCUGCCCAGUGGACGUUUGUUGACGCUAAACCUGCUUCGAACUUGGGCAUCAACAAGGUUCCCACUGCGCAUGCUGCAGGUCCUCAUGUGGUGGUGCACAAUUCAAAGAUGUACGUUGCGUGGCAUGAGAAUCCAUCGGGUGUUACUCAGAUCCGAGUAGCAGUCUUUUCAGGGAUAGACACAGCUCCAGAGUGGACGUUUAUUGAUGGAAACCAGAACGCUCGUGGACUGAAUUACGCCGCUACUCAACCAGCCCAGAAUGUGCACUUGUGCUCGUGUGGAUCGAAGGGAAGCACAACCAAAACUCUUUAUGCUGCUUGGUCAGAAACAUCAACGUUAUCCGGUACAGCACAAAUCCGCGUUGCGGUCCAAACAGGAACGGAUUCUGCUCCUAAUUGGAGAUUUGUCGAUGGGAAUACAGCGACUGGACUCAAUAUUAACACGCAAAAGAUCGCGACCUCGCCGUCGAUUCAGUGUAUUGGAGACUCUAGCGUCGUUCUUGGCUGGCAAGAAGCCACGGGCAUUUCUGGGUCAGUGCUUUUUAUCAAAAAAUUUAACGGAGAUUUUACGACACCACAGUGGACGCGACUGGAUGGCGGAAAUGGUUUGAACUUUGAUGCGACUCAACCGGCUCAAAACCUUAAACUGUCAGUGCAAUUGCUAGGAGCAACUGAGAUUUUGUUUGCGACUUGGGACGAAAUGGAUAGUACUGGUACUGCUACACAGAUUCGAGUAGCGAAGCUUCUUCUGACAGGCACAGCUUACUGGAAAUUUGUGGAUGGAGGAACGAAAGUCUCGGUCAUAAACGGCGACGUCUCUCAUGUGGCUACGCAGACGCAUUCAAGCGGUAAAACCCACGCUAGAGGCAGUGUCCUGGAGGCUUCGGUGAAGGAGUGGCAGUCGAUGAGCCAAGGCUGCAUUCUUCGCGAGUCCACGACUUCAGUGACGUCUGCCAACUUGGUUCUUCCAGAGCUGAAUUCCCCAGGAUCUCUGGAUUUUGGCCACUCGAUUCGAGUUGAAACAUCCAAGCCAGCAGUUCAAAGCGUGUCUCUAGCUGGAGAUAUCUACUCCUCUAUCACAUCGGUUAAUACUGUUCAGACUAUUGACGUUUUUAACGUCGCAAGAAUCAAACAAGGAGACUACGAACUUAUCUACGGGGAUACAAAGACCUCAUGUAUAAGUUGGAACGCACCAGCUACAGGAGCCGGAUCGAUUCAGUCUGCUCUGGAGUCGAUUACAGGAUUGGCCCUAAAAGUCUCCGUAGCGCAAGAUACUGCCGCGUUCCACGACGGAUAUCGCUACACAAUUACAUUUAUUUUUCCGACAAUGGGUAUUCUACCGCUUCAAGUGAAAUCAAUUCCUGGUGUGCAGUGUCAAAAGCUCACGUGUGAUCCUCCAUCGACUCGCUAUUCGUGCGAUCUCGGCCUUAUCCAACCGAGCCAAAACUCGGACAUUCGGACUGCAGCAGGCGUCGUCGAUGCCGUGGUACGAUUCUCCUUUCCCGUGGUUGUACCCACCGGAAACCUGAAGUUAAGUAUCGAUACUGGAGCAACAGUUCGUGACGCUAUCUACACAACACGAAGCGCCUUGCAGGAGUUUGAUGUCGGUGUGAACAUGGCUAGCUCCUUGCUUGGUGGAGGAUUCCGCUUGUCCUAUGGUGACUUUAGUACGGGUGUGGGUGUGGGCCCGAUCUAUACAACGAAAUGUAUUGAACUCCUGACAAAUGAUGACGACGAAGUGCAAGAGCUGCUGUCCAAGUUGAGAGAGAUCGCUGUGCUUAACACCAUUGGAGUCCGCUCGAUUUCUAGACGUAAACUACGCAGCGGAUAUCGCUACGCUAUCGAAUUUCGCAAUAGUGGGGACAUGUUAGACUUGGUCUCAGCAGAUUCGUCAACGUGUCCUCGAAUCGCUGCCAGUACACAAACGAUCGAUAUCACAGCAGAUUCCGAAAUUUUAUCUGGAGAAAUAAAAAUCCAGCUCGGAGAUACCAUAAGUGGAUGUAUACCCUGGAACAUCCGAGCAAAGGGUCCAUCGAGCUCAAUGGAGGCUUUUCUGAAGCAUCUGGAGAGCGACCGAGUCAUUCCCGUGCAAAUUGUGAAAGAUCCGUCCGCUUAUAUACACGGUAUCAGAUUUUACGCUAGAUUCUCGAAUCUGGUGGACGCUCGUAGCCCACUUUUAGCGCUCACCGAUGCUGGAUGCGCGGCAUUUACAUGUAAACUGGUGGGUGGAGCAACCGGUGCCUGUACCGGUCUUUCUGUAAGGUCAAACGCGGAUUUUGAGGUAACUCGUGCGAAAUCUGAAGCCAUUUCGCUCCGCUAUCUGGUUCAGUCGAGCGAUGAAGCUACGACCCUUACGUACAAGAGUACGACUUCUUUAACGGGAGCGAUUCUGCGGUCAUCGAUGAAUCCGGUGCUAGCUGCAUCGCUAACUCUCCCACCGCCAACUGCACUUGUGGCACAGGAUGGGGUGACUUCUAUGGCAGUUGUGAGAUCGGAUAAAAUCCCCGUGGUUGAUCGCGUUUAUUCGCCUACUAUUGAUGAUAUAUAUACUGCUGGAGACGUGAUCGUCGUGCUGGUGGAGUUCUCUGACAAGGUUUUAGUGGAGGGCAAACCAAUUCUUGAGCUGGACUCGAAAGGUGAAGCUCUUUACACGUCUGGAAGUGGGACGGACGUGCUGAAAUUCUACUACGAAGUUCAGCCGGGAGAAGCGUCGACUGACUUAAACUACGCGUCGGUAUCUGCUCUACGAACGUUUACUGUUCCAAAGUCAAAGAUGAAGUGUGCGUUGUGUUCUGGCUCUGGCAUCGACGCUGACACGACACUCCCAAUGUUGGCGAGUGCAAGCCUGGCAGGGAACAACGCGUUGGUUGUCGAUACGACCAUACCAAUUGUCACUUUAAUUACCUCGAGUCGUGCAGAUACAGCGAUAGGGGAUGUUGGAUACGGCCCAGGCGAUGUCGUGGAUAUCAUCGCGACAUUCUCGACAGAUGUAUCUGUAAUAGGAACCCCAUCUUUAUCGCUAAAUUCUGGUGGAACAGCAAAGUUUACGUAUGCGGGGUAUCGUCAGCUACUUGACAUUGGGGUAAACGCUGUCGCUCCUGUAACAUCGGGACAAUUUGCCAUCGCUUACGACGAUGAAGUAUCGGGCUGUAUUGCUUUCAAUGAUGCAAGCAGCUCCGCAGAAACGUCGCUAAAAUCUCGUUUACUCGAGCUCAAAUCCAUUGCUCGGAUUGGGAUAUUGUCUGUGACUAUGGCCAAGAAGAAGAACGGGAACCGGUUCGAGAUUCUCUUCGACUCUACGAAGGUUGUCGACGUUCCUCUCUCCAUUGAGCUGACAGUAUCCGACAUGUGUGACCCUCUUCAACCAUCGUCUACUGCACAGGAAGCUCUGGUCUCUAGAGCCACGGACAAGCAGCUUGUGUUCCACUAUACCGUUGGCGUUGGGGAUACCGCUGCAGUCCUCAACGUCGUUAGCACCUCAAUCUCUCUCAAUUUCGGUGACGCGUCUAUCCUACGUCAAUCUGGAUCUCCCGUGAUUGUAGCAAAUGUUCCGACGUCACCGCAGAAUUUGGCUCAGACUAAAACCCUCAAAGUUGACGGAACUCCGGCUACAAUUUCCGAUAUUGUUUCGGACUCAGCGGCAGGGACAUACGGCGUUGGGUUUCCUGCUGUGGCCAGUCCGUUGUCUAUAGCUCCAGGAGAGAUUCUCUUCCAUCUCGUUUUCACUCGUCCGGUUGCUGUAACUGGGACCCCAACAGUGGAGUUAGCGACGGGAUCUUUGCGUCCAAGUGGAGAAUUUAUUCCAAAUCGAUUCGCCAGAUUUGUCAGUCAACCUCAACCGAACCAAGUGGCUUUCCUCUACCAUAUUCAAGUCGAUGACUACAGCGCAAACCUCGCAUUCCCAAAUGUUAACGUACUCAGUGGAGCGACUAUCUAUUGCUUAUCGUCAACGAUGUCUGUUCGUGCGUCACUAAUUCUCCCGAAACUAACAAUUAGCAGCGGGAUUAUCAUAAUUGACGCGUAUUCCGUCCCUGCGGCGGUAAAACUCGCUUCUUCCCAUGACGACGGAGAAUACGGGGCGGGAGAGUUGAUCGAAAUCCAAGUGAGUUUCUCCAAGGAGAUCGUUCUACUGUCAGGCCUCAAUCGGAACCAAGACUGGCACGCUCGGUACCCCGUGGCGCUGGAAUUCAAGAGGAAUAUCUACAUAAUGUGGACGGAACGCGACGAUAUGCACGCUCCCACGAAGAGUUUUCUAUAUCUGCGCGUGUUUUCCAGUGAUACGUUGAACGUUGUGCCCACCACUUCAGUCUCCGCGAUUAACCGUGUGCCCAAUACGUUUAUUGAGAAAGUGGCGAUGACGGUCUGGAAGCAGAAUCUUUAUGCGGCUUGGGACGAAGGAGGUUUGCUCUACUGUGCCUUAUUUGAGGGAAUUCCCUCGACGAACCCGUGGACGUUGAUCCCGAACAUGGGGAUCAACAAGAACAUGGCCAUGGCUGCUAGUGACCCCGUACUACUCGCUUACAACCUCGAACUUGUCGUGAUAUGGAGAGAAAAGUCCCUUCCUGUUGGUAGUAGCACCUUAACUGGACAGAUCCGAGUGGCUGUUCUUAACUACGACGUUGACGCUCCGCUGUGGAUUUUCCAUGAUGGCAACCAGAUCGACUCGGGGCUCAAUAAGAACAAACGUAUGGAUGCAAGUGACCCCACUGCAGUAGUUUACCGCGGGAGAAUGUAUGUUUCCUGGACUGAAAUGAAUGACGACGGAGCGUACGAGAUCGUGAUUGCAAGACGGAAUAUCCAAACUCGGGAUUUCUCGACGUGGACGUAUCUGGAUGCGCUGCCUUCUACCUUCCCCACAUAUAGUUUUCUGUCCGCUUACAAACCGCAGUUUGCUGUACGACGGAAAGGGAUCGAGGACAUGGCGCUGCUGAUCUCGUGGUAUCGAGAUACGGUGACUAGCAACGUGUCGGAAGUCAUCACUGGUCAAGUGCUGGACGUGGACUGGGAAGCCUCAGCUACUGGUAGUAUCCCUCGAACAAUCAACGCAGCGGAGGAGAAGACGACAGUGGAUAAGGCGAAUCCGAACUCGAUCGAACAAAAAUUUGUCACUUGUGGAGACAAAAUCUACUCGUCGUGGCUAGAUCUGGAGGGAAAGAGCGCAGAUGCCGCUUAUGUUUUAAAACUGGCCACUCUUCCGUCUGGAGUUGAUGUUUACAAGGGGUGGACUCAAGCUGGGAACCAAAGUAACUUGAACCACAACCCAAAACGUGACGCCAUCGACUCAUUCCUCGUGUGUUCUACCCCUUCGAAUAAUAACCCGCAGCCAGGCCUCGUGUGGACUGAGUAUGAUGGUUACUCUAUCAAACUGCGCUUCCGUCACUAUGCGGUUGUGCCUAGAACUCCUGGAACGACGAGUAGUACCUUCGGUGAGACGGUAGCUGGAGCCCCCGUACUUAUGUUAGCGACUCAGUCUAAUCCAAUCGGCUUUGCUGCGUGUAUCGACAAGAGCGGGCUUACAACCACAAUGCUAUCAUUCACGUACGUGGUGCAGCCAGGAGAGUCCUCACCGCAGUUAGAGAUCCUGGGCCAAGAUGCUCUAAAACUCAACGGCGCUGUGAUCCGAGAUAUCUCGGGAAAAGAUCCCGAUUUCACGCUUUUCCCGGAUUCAGCGAAUUUGCGAAGCUUGAGUUACAAUAGCAAACUGGCGAUCAAUACGACGCCGCCUACGGUGCUUAGUGUGACGUCCAAGAAUCCCUCGGGGGAAUACGGAGUUGGGCAAGUUCUCGAGAUUCAAGUCACGUUUUCCUCUCCUGUUGUGGUGAUCAAAGGAGAUCCCGCGAGUCCUCCAACUCUAUCACUUCGUUCCGAUGAACUUCAUUUACUCACGAGUUCUCAAGGAGUGGCGACGUAUACUGGAGGAUCUGGUUCAAGUGUCCUCACGUUUGAGUACACCACCAAUCAACAGGAUUACUGUGAACAGCUCGACUAUUUGGAUACAGCUUCGUUAGCGCUCAAUGGAAGUACGUGGGCUAUCAAACGGAAUGCGACGCGUCCUACGACGAGUGCUGCUCUCACCCUCCCACCUGUAAAGACAGCCAAUUCCCUCAGUGGAAGCCGUGCCAUUGUGAUUAAACCUACACAGCCUAGUGUCGUUCAAGUGACUUCUUCGACUCCCGACGGCACGUACUAUCCUGGAGAUAUUAUUCUUGUUGAUGUAGUUUUCUCGUUACCUGUCGUAGUAUUUGGAUUUCCGGUUUUACUGCUGGAAACUGGUGGCAAUACCCCAACACGAGCUUUUCUGGUUUCUGGCAACGGUACUGCGAAGCUUUCGUUUGAGUACAAAGUUAGAAUCGGAGACAAUAGUACUCGAUUGGAUGUGGUAGACGACCGAGUGGGAGACGAUCGGGCUUACUUCGUGCUGUCGCUACAGCUGGCAGGAUACUCAGAGAUCAAAAGAGCUUCGACCAACCCGUUUACGAGUGCAGUGACCGCGUUGCCUGCUCCUGGUCUGACAGGAUCCUUGUCGUUUAGCAAGAAUAUCAUUGUGGAUUCGACUCCGCCGACUGUUAUGGGAAUCCAAUCUCCAGUCAUUGACGGGACCUACGACAUCGGAGAACAGAUCGACAUUUUGCUUACUUUUUCGCGUCCAGUGGUCGUUACGGGAAUUCCCGAAGUUAUUCUCAACGUUCCGUCCGAAUACAGUCGCACUGCAGUUUACAUUGACGGAUCAGACACGAACAUCCUUCGGUUCUCGUAUUUCCCGAAACGAGGAGACAAUUCCCGAAAUUUGGCUUUGGAUAUUUUGGACGACAACUCUCUUAUUCUCCGUCCACUCCUUCGGGGUAAGGAGUUGUUACAGAACCCCGCAGAAAUCCUGUGUCGCUCUUUGAACCCAGUACUGCUCGCCGACAUUAAGCUGCCUGUUCCUGGAGUUGCUGUUCGUUCUGACGCCGUCUUGAGUCUCGUUGGAAAUGAUCGCAAGAUAUUCGUUAGAACGGAUGGAUUUCGGGUUAAAGCAAUCCAGUCCGAUGUACCGAGUGGGAUUUACUCUCCUGGUCAGAGAAUCGUCCUCUCGGUAGUCUUUACAGGCCCCACGGCUGUCCAAGGAAGUCCUCGCUUGAAGCUAAACUCUAAUACUGCAGCAUAUGCAGCUUAUAGUGGUGGAACAGGGACGUCUAAGCUUCGAUUUGAGUACAUUGUGACGACUGGAGAUAGCUGUACAGAGCUGGAAGCUGCCUCUCGAAGCGCGUUGGAACUUAAUGGGGGCGUAAUUUCUGACACUGAAGGGAUCUACGUGCCCUUACGUCUUGGAAUUCCUGCUCAACCUGGAAGUUUAUCGGCCGAUUACAGAAUUAAAGUCACUUCGACGCGUCCAUUGGUCCAGCGUGUCUACUGCAAGGACGGUGAUGGCAGCUAUGGCGUCGGGGAUACUUUACAUAUCGCAGUUGUUUUUACUCGAAAAGUUACUUUUUCGAAUCCUCCACCGUCGCUCUUACUUCGAUUUGAUGCGGGAACUCGUGCUGCGAUGUACCUUUUAGGAGAUAAAACGGAUACGCUCGAGUUUACGAUGCAAAUUUCAAGUGGGGACUCCUCUUCUCGGUUAGAUUAUGCGAGUAUAAAUGCUCUAACAGGUAUAAUCCUUGCGUUAUCUACCACGCCGAUGACUGCAGCGAACUUGGAGCUUCCGAUUCCUGGGAAUGCUGGAAGUUUGGCGAGUUCUACAGCAAUUAACGUAGUUUCAACACCUCCGAGUGUUUUAGACGUUCGAGCUGUUACCCGUGAUGGGAACUAUGGACUUUAUGACACUCUUCGCCUCCAGAUACGCUUCUCGUUUCCGGUUUAUGUUAGCUCUGCGGCUUCACAGCUCUGUGCGAUAGCUCUUGCAGUUGGAGACGUUGAACGUCGAAAAGCGGUUUACAUUGGCGGAUCUACCACAACGAAGCUGGAAUUUGAGUACGUCGUUCAGAUCGGGGACCAUUCGUCUCGUCUGGACUAUAUUGGAGCAAAUAGUCUGCAGUGUACCGCUCUUCAGCUCACAGCGGUACCAUCUCUGCAAGCCUCAAACACGUUGCCAUUACCAGGUGCAGUGGCAAGUCUCAGCUUCAAUUCCGCACUCCGAAUCGAUGCGUCAUCCCCGCGAAUCACCUCAGUGUCGUCUGGAACAGCGAACGGAGUUUACGGCGCAGGACAAGCGAUCGACAUUGCGAUGGCCUUUUCCGAAGCUGUUCUGGUUCCAAUGGGAGCUACACCGCGUUUACGACUCGCAGUUGCCUCGAAUAUACCAGUUGAUGCAUUGCUUGAGAGCACGAAAGAGCCGUACGCAAGGUAUACAGGAGGAUCGGGAACGAAUGUCUUGACAUUCACGUAUUCGGUUCGAGAAGGGGACAUGACGUUACCAUUGGAAUACGCGGGGAUGGACGCUCUCUCGAUGACGUCUCCGAGUGCUCAACUCACUGCAGGUGACAAGAAAUACCGAUACGCAUCGAUGCGACUGCCUGUGCCGGGUGCAACAGGAAGUCUCAGUAAUAAUCGUGACAUUCAUAUUGAUACACUGGAGCCUCCACGGGUGCUAAGUGUAGGGAGCUCCAUGGACGAUGGGAUUUAUACAGCGGGAGAUACACUCACGAUCUCAGUGACGUUCUCAACACCAGUGACUGUAAGUGGUCCACCGCCAACAUUGCUGUUAAAUACGGGGAAUCUAGACACGUCAGAUGCAGACAAGAAGGCCGUGUACGUCUUGGGAUCCGGUUCUUCAGUGCUAUUAUUCGACUAUAAGGUUCAGAUCGGGGACCGUGCUGAUCGAUUAGAGUACAAACCUUGUCCUCUUUCUGAACGAGGUGCCUAUAUUCAACGCAAAUGGAGUAAAUUGGUGCGUUGUUCUACUACAGCCAACGCACUGCAGCUUGGAGGAAGUGGGAGCAGUAUCAAGCGGUCAUCAACUGUCCCAGUUACGGACGCUGUACUGGAUCUUCCCGAAGUGAGCGACUGGGCAGAGCUACGUGUUGCCACGGCAAGUGAUGGUUUCGUGUGUGUCACGCAGAUGGAGCCAAGUACUGGUACCGAGAAGAACACUUUACGAUUAUUGAAGAAUGAAUUCAGUACUUCGCAUCAAAAAUCUGCUAUCAAUAUCUACAGCAACGGAGUUCCAAGCCACGAUACAGUUUUAGACGAGAAGAUCAAGGAGAAAAAGUAUUUUAUCGAGCUCCAACGAUUCCCGACGCUGCAGAGUCAAACUCUCAAUCUGUCGCGAGUGUCUGAUGCGUUCAGUGGCGUAUUUUUCAACGGAAUUUUAUUCAGAAGCAGCAACAAAAGUGCCAACAGCACAGACGAAUGUGGCGGAGCUGUCGACGCGGACGGUCACUACUUCUACGUGAACCUACCAAUGUGUUAUCUCGCAGCAAUUCACGAGCCUCGUGACGCUGUAGGAAGCAUUACAGGUCUGAGAACUCGACCUCCGUCUGUGAUUGUUGCGUACGCACUGGAUGGUUUCCCCAUCUACGGCUACUACGAUGAAAACGGAGAGCUUCCCAGUGACCUGGACGAGUGCCACGGCCGUAUUCGACGCGACGGACAGUACGCUUACCACUUGGUACCGCCUGAAACCUCCGCUUCCCCGUUUAUGCCUUGUCUUAAAGGCAUCGGGUCUCAGUCUCCCCUCUCAGUCUUCCGGUACCCAUCCGAUAUCUCUGCCGUGGAAGGUUUGUCACUCUCUGAGUUAGCCAGAUUCAACAGCUUUGUGAUCGACGAUAACCCUGAAGUCUACCACGCUGGUACAUGGCUCAACCCUGAAGGACUGUCGGUGGUAUACACGUCAACCACGGUAAUUGUCCGUAGCAGUGGUGUUCCUUCGGAAAGCUACGGAUCGUUCCCGAACGCCUACAAUCGCUUCAGUGUAUACAAACAAGACUACGUUUUCCAGUUUCCACGACAUCCUGCAAUUGCUGGAGCUACGACGUCGUUACCGAGGGAUACACCGAUCGGCGUUAUGGUAAACGGAGUCCCUUUUUUCGCUGCCUACUCCGACGUUUACGGUGGAGCUGUGGUAGAUACCAGUAACCCGGCGUAUAGUUUGCUAGAUAAAUGCAACGGACUAGUCGAUUCGGGAGGUGACUACAGAUACUACGCAAGUCCGGACUGUCUUCUACAUGAACUCGGCGAUAAAGCUGGACAGCCGUCGCCGUUGAUAGGCUUCGCGUUUGACGGCUUCCCCUUGUACGGACCAUAUGGGGAGAAUGGGCAGACGCCGAGUGAUCUUGACGCUUGCAAUGGACGAGUAGGCGACGACGGCACGUACCGUUAUCAUGUGACUUUGACAGCGCCUUAUUUGCUAGGGUGUUUUCGAGGCACCCCUGCUUUAGACCCGAAGGAUCUGGACGCUGCGAGUGAUUUGUACAGAAGUCUCAGCUACGCUCAUGCGCUGAGAAUCAACACGGAUCGACCUCAAGUGACUCACGUGUUCACUAAUAAACGACCAGGUGUGUACGUCACGGGUGAGAGCGUCGAUGUGGUUGUCGAAUGGUCCACACCCGUUCAGGUGCUAGGAAUCCCGUCACUUUCGAUCCAGAAUUCAUCACGUGUUGCCACGUACGACUCGUCAAGAAGCUCCAGGACGCAGACGGUUUUCCUCUACGUGGUAAGAAGUGACGACGUGAAUCUCGAGGAUUUCUCGUACGAUGCUCAUGCAGCCAUUCAACUGAACGGAGGGCGAAUCGCUCGAUUCGCAGCAGCUCCAGUUCUGGAUGCGGAUCUCAGUCUCAUUCCUAGUGAUCUGGACGAUGUCGACCUCAUCCGCAGCCAAUCAUCCGGCUUGUCGUCGAAGUUUCAGCUAGUACGCGACGUUCGAGUGGAGCUUCGUGGGUUGUACCAUCCUAGAGCUCAAGACCUUCGUGCUCGUCUCUUUCAUGGUAACCGCGAGAGUAUCAUCUUUGACGGCUGCUGUACGCCACGCGAUGCCUUUGGUGAACCCGAAAUGCCGAAUGUGUUAAUCAACCGAGCUCAACUUGCGUCUGAGCCACGGAAUCCAACUAGUGGCGUUGGUUGGGACUACAGCUUUAGCGAUUUCAACGGCGUGAAGAACUUGGCUCUUGGUGGCGGCGCUACAGCGUUACAGAGCUCUACAAGCGGCACUUGUGGACCCAUGAAUGCCAUCGAUGGGAAGAUUCGAGGCGUGGCUGUAUCAACGCAAACAGUGGCGAGAACCUUACCUGCAAACGAAGCGAAUGAGUCUUCGUGGUGGGAGUUGCGCUUAUUAGACGUUGCCACGGUCGGCACGAUACGUAUCUGGAUAGCAGAUAGCGACCCGAGCGUUCCAGUCGAUCCCAUGUUUCCGUUCUGGGUCUUGUUGUCCGACAGCUCGGCUGUAAUGGACGUUGAGAGUUUCGCGGAUGCCUACGCUCGAGCCAUUUUUUCUUAUCGCGUCGACGAAAGACAGGCGAAUCGUAGCGUUAUUUCAGUAAUGCCUCCGCUCGGCACCAAGGCGCAAUACGUGCGACUCGUAGCCGAACUGCCCCGUGGAGUUUUGUCGAUAGCGGAAGUUGAAGUGUUCACGGAACAGAGUCACGUUUUGUCGCAGUACGCCGGCGGAACCCCCGUUCGAACGGCGUAUCAUCCAGGUGGUAAAAUGUGGUCCCCUGAAGAGCCUUUCCGCUAUACUUUUAGUGGUAUGCCAAGUGAAGGUGCAUGGACUCUGGCGGUUGAGGAUACGGCAGUUAAUGGGAGCAGCCUGACCCCACCAAGACCGAAUACCACUGCAGGCGGCAUCUCCGACUGGGUGCUUUUUAUCACAAACCAAGCAGGAGAAACGGUGUCUUACUUCAUGGAUUUCCAGGCUCAACUCCACGCUCUACCGCGACAUGGGACGCUGUACGUCGGUCUGGACGAGACAGAACGCGACCACCUCGAUAUCGAUGGCAAUGGGCUACUGGAUUCCAUUGAGGCAGACACGUAUCUCCGCCGAUAUUCCCCCAAUGGUUAUACUGAGCUAUCCUCGAAUAAUCGAGAGCGCGAACUCAAAGAAUUCAUGCUAAGCUAUCAGGAAUAUGGAGCGGUGCAAGCUCUGCGCGACCCCAGUGAGCGUCAGCUGCGUCUUCCGUCUUCGGUUUGUAGCGCAGAAUGCCUAGCAGCUAUUAAGCUCGACCCGUACUUCUACGUGGGUCUUGAAGGCGACAGAGCGUUGAAGUUACUGAGAGUGGUUGGCGAUCGAAUGGUCAAGUACGUCCCGGACGCUGGUUUCCGUGGGUUGGAUGCGUUCACGUUCUCCGUCGCCGUCACAGGACAGGAAUCGCUUGUAUUGGGGACGAUCCAAUUGGCUGUAAAAGAAUGCGAGGAUCCCGAGUGCCGCAUGUCCAGCUUCCUGCUGCAUCGUAAGACGCGGUAA
This is a messenger RNA of Phytophthora infestans T30-4, 15819 nucleotides long. RefSeq lists its product as uncharacterized. The record is from RefSeq and is a predicted model, not a curated record. Lineage: Eukaryota; Oomycota; Peronosporomycetes; Peronosporales; Peronosporaceae. The transcript is spliced from 3 exons. The coding region runs from base 1 to 15819 and encodes 5272 amino acids.